Molecule: messenger RNA, 1792 nt
Organism: Phaeodactylum tricornutum CCAP 1055/1
Lineage: Eukaryota; Bacillariophyta; Bacillariophyceae; Surirellales; Neidiaceae
Exons: 4
Coding region: 245-1792 (515 amino acids)
Source: RefSeq, a predicted model, not a curated record
AUGCCCCCCAUCCUGGAAUGUUCGGCGCGGCGGUCGACCCGUGAACGAACAACCGAACAUCCUUCCGUAGCACGUGGUGGAGACGAGCGGAGAAAGGGGUCAAAUUCCAAACGAAACGCUCGUUUGUUUAAGAGGGGGCAUGCCUACACCUCUCAGCUUCACAAUUUAUUGAUCGCAUCCCUAACAACACUGCCAACUCCCGAUACCCGCAUCGAUUGAUACCAUAGCCCAACAGCAAUAGAAAAUGAUCAAGUCCUUUGCGUGUACUGCCACAGCCUUGCUCAGCCUGCUGACGGUCGUUCAUUCGAUAAUAGACCCCGCAACGUUCGACCCGGAUAAAUGUUCUUCUUCGACACUGAAUUUCAACUUUUUCCACGCAUACGAUCAAGUCACGGACGAGACCUUGGCGGCCUACGGCUUCGCCUAUUUGUCGAUUCGCACAAGCUCCGACAGCAGCAACUGCGAGACUCCGUUGGCUCGGGUCUUUGACACGGCCCGUCCUACUUGCGGUGACGGCGACUUGACGGGUGCGCCAGACGACGGCAAGGCCAUUAUCGUCCAGGAAAAGUCCCGCUGCGGUGGAGCCGAUGACUGUGCGGACGGUGGAACGAUCGAGUUCGACUGGAACGGAGCUCUGGUCAAUCUACGCAGCAUGCGCAUUCUGGAUAUGGACGAAGCCGUCGAAGUUUCCGUGAAGAUACACACCCAUCCGGAUUGGACCGUUCUGCCCGCCCCUAGUCAUCCCGGCAACGGCCAACACGUCACGUACGACUUUGGGGGAGGCGUGGAUAGUGUCACCCAGCUUCGGGUACACUUUGUGGGAUCGGGUGGGAUUCCGUCACUCACCUACACCAAGUGUGAGCCCAUCGUUCACGGGGAUCCCCAUUUCAAGACCUGGGCGGGACACAAGUUCGAUUACCACGGACAGUGUGAUUUGCUGCUCGUGCACGCACCGCACUUUCAACAAGGUCAGGGACUCGAUCUGCAAGUACGCACCGAGCAACGUAGCUUCUUCUCAUUCGUCAGUCGGGUGGCAAUCAAGAUCGGCAACGACAUUUUGGAAGUCGGCUACCGAGAUCUGCUUUUGAACGGGGCGCUGCACGACAAUCUCCCCGUGAACGGCUCCUUGGACUUGUCCGGUUACCCCGUCACCUACACGGACGAGCCCUUCCCCAACGGACGAGCCCAAAAGGUCUACACGAUACAGAUCAAUUCUAUGGAAAGCAUUCGGAUCAGUGUGUUCAACCACUUUAUGGCGAUCCGCUUCCUCCAUAUCAAUCCCCGCAACUACCGAGACGCUACGGGCCUCUACGGGGACUACAAUUCGCUACGCAUGCUCGCCCGCGAUGGAACCACGGUCCUACAGCACGAUCCCGACCAAUACGGUGCCGAAUGGCAAGUCAACGAUCAAGACGCCCAGCUUUUUGCGCAGGCCCAGGCGCCGCAGUACCCCCAAGCCUGUCGACCCGCACCGUCAAUUGCGGACGGCAGUCGUCAUUUGCGCCACGGUAUUACCAAGGCUCAGGCGCGGGAUGCGUGCCAGCGGGGCAUGGCCGCGGAUAUUGGUGAUUGCGUCUUUGACGUAAUGGCCACGGGAGAUCUCGGUAUGAUCCAAUCCAUGAGAUGGGUGGUGAAGACCAUUGAAGUAACGGGGGACGCGAUCGACGCUGGAAUCGGGGGGACGACGACCGUGGGGUCGGACGUGGCGGCCGCUACGAAUUGGUGGGUGGGGAAUGUAGCAAACGUCACCAAUCCAGGUAUUGAUAUUGAGGAGCUGUUCUUUUUACACUAA